CCCAUUCAUUUUAUCAUUUUAACAUUUUACUAGAAUAUCGGAGUAAUCGCCCUUUGAUCUCUUUUCCAAUAGUUUCCUAAUCAUGGACCAGGAAUACGAUUAUGUUAUCCUUGGUACAGGACUCAAGGAAUGUAUUUUGAGUGGUCUGUUGUCCGUAAACGGGAAAAAGGUUCUUCAUAUGGAUCGCAACUCUUACUACGGUGGAGAAAGCACUUCCAUGCAUCCUCUUGAUGAGUUGUUCAAGAGAUUUAAAGAAUCCGAAGGCCCGGGCGACAGCUUCGGUAAUAGUCGGGACUGGAAUGUCGACUUGAUUCCCAAGUUUUUGAUGGCAGAUGGUGGUCUUGUCAAGUUGCUGGUUCAUACUAAAGUAACGCGUUACUUGGAAUUCAAGCAGAUUGAAGGAAGCUAUGUUUUCCGCGGUGGAAGCGUCUACAAGGUUCCUGCGAAUGACAAGGAAGCUCUCUCCUCCAGUCUGAUGGGAAUCUUUGAGAAACGACGAUUUCGAUCGUUCCUUCUUUUUGUUCUGAAGUACAACGUAGAAGACCCAACUACUUGGGAAGGCAUCGACCCGAAGACUUCGACUAUGAAAGAUGUUUAUUCCAAGUACGGUCUUGAUCAGAACACUCAGGACUUCACAGGCCAUGCCAUCGCUCUGUAUCUCGAUGAUGACUACAAAACAAAGCCGUGUGGGGAGCCUCUACAGCGCAUAAAGCUGUACUAUGAUUCUCUGUCUCGCUACGGUCAUAGCCCCUAUUUGUAUCCUCUCUACGGGCUUGGCGAAUUGCCUCAAGGGUUUGCCAGAUUGUCGGCUGUUUAUGGCGGUACAUACAUGUUGAAUAAACCAGUGGAAGAAAUUGUCAUGGAGAACGGCGUAGUCUGUGGAGUGAAGUCGGAAGGAGAGGUUGCAAAAACGAAAGCUGUUAUCGCCGAUCCUUCGUACUUCUCCGAGAGAGUAGAGAAAGUAGGACAAGUUGUUCGGUGCAUUUGUAUUCUGUCUCACCCAAUUCCUAAUACAAACGAUGCAAAAUCCUGCCAGUUGAUCAUUCCCCAAAAUCAAGUUGGCCGAAAAUCAGGUAAGUUUGAUAUCUUUAUCGCUUUAUUACCAUCCUUGCUAGUAUUUUCUUAAAUCACUGGUAAGCGGAGGUACAACUUCCAUCACUGCGCAUAAGACUUUUCGUUCGACAGACGAUAAAUUCCUUACAAUUACAGCAGUUAUCUCAAUUUCGGGUGUCAUAAACCUUUCAGAAAGUGAUUCGAUUUCCUGAUUAUCAACUAGGGUCAUACAGCUGUCCGCCAUGUUUUUGUUCAAAGAUGAUAACCUGGAUGAGUUUGUGUACAUACAAAUAAAUUUAAGAUAAUGUGGUUUCGACGGGAACCUAAUUAUCGGCAUUUUAUGUUUUGGAAAUCCAUUGAUGUUCGUUUUACCAGCAAAAUCUAUUUGUUUCAGGUUUAAGUCACAGGUCUCCUCCUAAAUGGAAAAUUUCAAAAAUUUAAAUGACUUUCGAAUCGAUUUGCAUGAAGUUAUUAAUAUUAACAAGAUACAGACACCUGUCCAUGAUUAGUAAACAUUAUCACAAAGCUUUAGUCGUCGUUGUUAUCGCCUGCUCCUUUACUAAGUAUUGUUGAAAUACCAGUGUCAUACAGUUUUUUAUCCUUUUUACAUUAAGAGUGCCCAAACACGACUUUUCCUUACAAUAUCAGUAUAUUUUGAAGAAAAAAUAAAAAUAUUGUUGAGGGUGGCAAGGGGUUCCUAUGUGAGUGGUAAUGAAGGCCAAAAUUUGUCUUUACAGGAAGGCAAGCUUGAUCUGUGAAUUUAUGAACUAACCAAAGAGGUGAUUUGCCUUCUGUAUUUUUUCUUUCAUUUCAUGAAAACCUCAAGAUUUCUUUGAAACUUUAUGCACAAGAGGAGAGAGUUGAAUUUCCCAUUUCAAGUUUGGGAUUUGUGAAAUGUUGUUCAAAGUAUAAUAUAAGCAAAGCAGGAAUAUUUCUAUUAUCUGUGUGUGAAGAGGAAUCAGGACCACUCAUUACUACCCUCAAAAAUAGAUACAAAAGAUUCAACAAGGAGAUAUUGUUCUCAGGGCUAAGAUUAUAAGAAAGCUUCACAGAUAGUUUAGGGAAUUCAUAUUUACCCUAGAUUGUGUCAGGGAAAGGUCCAUUCAAUAUUUGGUGCAACCUCUGGUUUAAGAAACUUUUUUGUCGAGCAGGACUCUCAUAUUUCUUUGUGGGGAGCUUAUGUGCUGUCAAGUCUAGAUUUAAAACCCUCAGUUCAAAUUUAAAGCACAGCUUUAAUGUUUAUCUUUCCAUUUUACAUGUGUGUGUGUGUUUGUAUAUAUAAAUUCAUAUCUAUCUUUUUGCCUAUUUUCUGAUGGGCUGUUAACUUUGAGUCCUGGGACAACUGAGACCAGUGAUUCAACCACUUCCUUUUCAUUCUAACUUUAAAUUUCUAUUUAUCUCCCAUAUUUUUAUUGGUAGCAAACAAAUUUAACUAAUAUCAUGUUUUUAUGGGUGAUAUUCUAUAUAUUUCAAUUUCCUAAUCAUCAAGGAUCCAAUUUUGUGAGAAAUUUUCUCAAGUGUCUGACUCCUGAGACAUUACCGAUUUUUUUAAAAAUUUUUUACCCAUUUCUACCAGAUAUCUAUGUGUGCUGUAUGUCUCACACCAACUCAGUCACCCCAAGAGCUAAAUAUUUGGCCAUUGUUAGCACCAAAAUUGAGACAAAUGACCCUUCGUCCGAGUUACAGCCUGGCUUGAAUCUUCUUGGCAAGAUUGACAAGAAGUUUGUAUGGAUCAGUGAUAUGUACAUGCCUAAAGAUGAUGGUAAAGAAAGUAAGGUAUGUAGUCAUUAUACCUCCAGUUCUUCUUAUGGACUGUUCUCUUGCUUCAUUAAAGAUACAAUUUAACCCUAAACUCUUAGGAGUAAUAAACAUCUAGAGGACAUUACAGCCUAGAAGCAUUUGACCAUCUUAAUGUGUUGUAAGCACUUUACAAACUAGUUUGUGUUUGAAAGAGAACAGGCUAUAAACACACUGCUUUUGUAACUGUUUUUUUUUUCCAUGGCCAAUGUCUUUGCAGUUGCUCAUUAUUUAAACAAGUUAUUGAGCAGAAUAAAAUAUUUAACAUUGACAGUUAGUAAACAUUUGGUUAGUAACUGCAAUUAUUUUUUUUUUUUCAAAAGCAGACUUUUGGACUUUGCUCCUGUAGCUGGCUCUUGUAUAUAUCUGGCUUAUUUUUUAAAAAUUGAAUUGAAAUGGGAGAAGUGAUCAAACUGCCUUGUUGACUAGAGAAAGAGGCUUUUCCAUCUUGUCAUAAGAGACGAAGAAAAAGUCCCAUGGGUGAUCAAACCUCAAACCUUCAGAUUUUCAUAAAAAUUAGCCAUCUCUAUCCUUUGAUUUGCCUAGUAAACUGUAGACUGCUUGGCGUUGUACUCAAUAUACCCCAAUGUGUAUAUCAGUGUUACUGUUAGUAAUAAUUGUAACAGCAGUAAACCAAAGUAAACAGAGUUUAAUAUCUCACUUGACCUUUUAGCAGGAAGAAAAAUAUCGUGAUCAAUCUUGUUGCAUUCCAGCAUGUACAUGAAUCAUUUAUUUUCACAAUUAUAUGCUUUUACUUUAAAAUUUGUACUUGUUUGUUUCAUUAUUUUGGUUAAACAGUCCAAAGCAUGUAUUAGUGUUAUAUUGCUUCCCAAAAUUGCUGACUGAUAUUUGGCGACAGGCAAUACAAAAGUAGAAAAUGUUUCAAAUGAAAUUGCUGUUCCUACAUGUAGGUCUUUAGAGUAUUGCUAUUUUUCUGGGAUGAGAUUUUUGUCCAUUGCAGUUACAGGAAUUAGUUGAAUUUCCUUCCUGACAGUUUCCUGUUACUUGUUUAAUAUGCUGUUGUGAAGAAGCACUGCAUGAAACAAGUGCUGAUCUAAAGUUUAUUACCAGACCCCUGAUUGAGAGUUUUGGGUUUGAGACAGCCUGCAGUGCAGGUGUCUCACAAGGGUUAGGUAAUUUUAAGAAGUUCACAAUCAUUUAUUUAACCCACCAUGUUUGAUUUGGAGUUACAGUCUGUGUGUAGGGGGGUACAAAUUUCUGUUUCUUCCCAGUCUUCAGCUGCUCCAAAAAUCAAAUAUGGCAGUUAUAAUUUUCACCAAGACAAUGCUUAGUAUAUGCCUGCCAAAAUUACAGCUGAACUGAAGGCUAGGUUUGAGACCAGGUCAGGUUAUAGUGUUGUGUUCCAAGGCAAGACACUUUACUUUGACUUACAGUGCUUCUCUCCACUCAGGAAUAUAGAUGAGUAACAGUGAAUUGUCAGGGAGGCCUUACAAAAUGCUGUAGGGUAACCAGCGACAGACUGGUAUCCCAUUUAGGAAAAGUAACCAUACCCUUGCUCUAGAAACUAAGAGGAGCUCCUGUUGGUGGAGCCUCUUGGCUCAAGUAUAGAUGUCACCUCUUGACUGUGGGAGGAAAGUAACUUGUAAAACUUAAAAAGCAUAGGCUUGAACUUAAAAAUUUAAAAUCCUGAGCCCAAUACCAGAGGUUUCAAUUAAAGGUGGUUACAGGUGGUGUACUGCUGCCAAUAAGACCUCCCACUGCUGUUUGUUGACCUCAGGUGCAAGCCGUGAUGUUUUGGCUCCUUUGUGGCCACAGCUAUCUAUUACACCAUGGGCAGUUACUCAUGGAAAAAUUUUGUUAAAACCCCUGUUUUGCAGUAACCAGUAUUUCACCAUGUCUCCCAAAGAUGUAUAAUUUGGACUUACUCUUUUUUGCCAUUUAUUUCAUCAGAUAUUCAUUUCGAAGUCUUACGAUGCUACUACUCAUUUUGAAACUGUCUGCGAAGAUAUCAUGGAUAUGUAUGAGAGGAUCACAGGGGAAAAGUUUGACCCCAGUUCAAUUUCUUUAGAAGAUGUCAAAGUUGAGAAUUAAUUUCUUGCAAUAAUUUCAGUAUAAUUGUAGUGAAACAAUUUUUUAAUAGCAUUCCCCAUCAUGUGAUAAUUAUUUCAUAUUUGGACAAACUGGUAUUGACAGUGAGGCUAAUUUUAAAUGACAGUGAUUAGUUUUCUAGUGAAGGAAGAUCUCAGUGUGGUGAUGGCUUCUAUGGCUAACUGUUAAAAAUUUGGUCAUUGUACAACUAAUGGUUAAUUUCUUUCUGAUAAGGUUAAAAGGACAAUUUUUACGGUUAACUUUUCUUUUAUGAUUAACAGUUAAAGUUGUCAAGAUUUGUGCCUAAUGGCUAACCUGUUUUGCCAUUUUACUGCUAACAGUUAACCCCAUUGAGACCCUGGUAAUGGAUGUUAAUUUAGAAUGUAUCAUUUAACCCUUUCAUUCCCAAGAUCUCAUGUAGUUGGUACUUCUCCUUUGUGUCUGCCAUGCAAUUCAUAUGAUUUUCCUUAUGGGAAUUUGGUAUUGAAUCAACAGAUAGUUUCUUAAUUGAUAUUUUUCUCCAUUCUUGUCACUUGUCUGCUUGAUAUGGUAUUAGCAUUGUAAGGAGAAAUUCUGUCUUGGUCACUCAUGGAAGGUUUGAAAUUAAGAACAACAGGGGCAAAACAAGAAUCCAUCAAGCUGAUUCAAUUAUUAUUUAACAGUUAUUUGUCAAAGGUGAAGUGAAUAUUGUUGAAUGAUCCCCAAGACUAAGUGGAAGGGACUAUUCCAAAAUAUUCAAUGAGCAAGAGGUGAAUAAAUUUUCAGUAUAAUUGCUGGGUGCUUUUGUAUUCUGUUAUAAAUUCAUUCUGUUGGUGAAACAAUUCUGUUAUCAUUUCUUUUUUGAUAAAUCAUUUCAAGAUAAGCAGAUAAGACAUCCUUGUAAACAAACAGUAAAGUUUAUAAACUAGAUUCUCACAUUGAUAUAAAUCCCUGAAAACAUGCAAUCAUUUGGAAACAGUAAUUCAAUAAUGAAAACUUUUUAAGUUGAUCCAACUUUGACCAAUUAAAGAUGAUUGUUGUUCCCAUAACCUAACCCUUUGACCCCUGAGAGUGAUCAGCAUCUAAUUUCUCUUUACAAUAUUACACCUGGAUCAAACAUUAUGGUCAUAAGAAUAAGGGAAGUGAUCAUCACAUAAAGAAGUUCUUGAUUGUCAAACAAUUCUCCUCGUCAACGCCUUAGGAAAUGUUUGGAGAAUAUGCCUGAAUGGACAUCCAUUGUCUAAGAAUCAUGUAAGCCUGUCACUGGAAAUCAUUUUUAUUUCAAUCAGUUGCUAGUUAACCACUCAUCAGAUAAUUAUGUCACCUGUAAUGAGAGAUUAUAGGGUGAGCUGCCCAUAGGGCAAGUACAAAAACAGAAUAAUUUAUUAUGUGAUAUAUUAUUUAUUAGUUUUAAUUAUAAGAGACAUAUCCACUGAUCAGUAGGAGUUAAAGUUUGUUCAGAAGGAUACAGCAGUCAAGUGUAGUUAUUUAAAAGGAAAUCCAUUUUUGGUGCCUGGGCAUCAAUGCCCUGUGCAAAAUUUCUAUGGAAAAUAUAAGAAACAACUACUGUCUGGCAACAUGAGAGAGAGAAAAUUAAUAUGUUCGUAUAAAUUUAUGAAAGGAAACCAAAGUAGAAAAAAGAAAAGCUCAAACUUUUUGAACACAAAGAUUUUUCAAGUACAAGAAUCUUGCUGACUUAUCAUUCUGUUUUGAGCUUUACUAAAAAAGUUGUAUGCAUCUAAAAUUCUGUGACCCAUUGGCUCAUGUAGUUACUUGUAGUUUGUGAGACAACUUGGUUCUGACAGCCUGAAAGCAAGCCAUCUAGUCAAUAAAGUGUUUGCUCAUGCACAGACAUGUGACUGCUGUGUUGUUCAGAAUGAGAGUAUGAUUGAUAGUGCUAAAGUUCACAUUUCAAGAAACUGGUUCACUUAAAAUUUUUACUUAGAAAAGUUUUUAGGAACCAUGGUUUAUUUUCAAAAUAACUGAAAGGAAAGACUGACCUAAUGCUAAUUUUAACAAAAUAUUAGUUUCUUUCUGGGUAAUUAUCAGUAUGUGAUGACUUUGAUAAGUCACAAAUAUUGCAAACAGGUUUUUCCUUCUAGAAAAUUUUAUUAUUAUAGUUUUCUUGUUUUAAUAAUAUUUAAGAGGUAGCAACUCAAGCAUUUAGAGACUUAAAAUAAAAUUUGUGUUAGUUAACCAUAAAGUUCAACUUUUAGAGAUUGCAAUGAAAUAGUUCACACAAAGUCAGAGAAAUAAAAAAUUAUUCUCUGAAAAUACAUUUAGACAGAAUAUGUCCUUAGUAAUGUUAUAUUAAAAAGCAGUAGUUUCUCUGUUCUUCACCAUUCAUGGUUAAACUGUGUUCUUCUAUGUGGAGAUAUCUUUGUUUGUUAAAUGUGGUAUCCAUCAAAAAAGGCCUCCUUUAAAGAGAUACACAGUGUAUGCCUAACUUUGUUAUAAAGAAGUAGAAUAAGAUUGCUUAGAAUUCAACAGAAGAUUUAUUAUUAUUAUGGUAUCAGCGUGAACUAACCACUGGAAUUGUUUUAAUUCACUGCUGCAUCCUUUCAGCCGUCUAAAAUUGUCUCAUAGCACUUUUGGUAUAUUUUUGAUUGAUUGCUAAAACCUCAUGACAGGAAGAGUAGGCAGGUGGUCAUCUCUGACUCUUUCUUCAAAAAUUAUGAGAAAAACAACUACAACCACAUUGAUUUGUAUUUUAGGUUGCUCUGAAAUACUUGUUCUGCUGUUGAAAUGUAUGUGAUUUUGCAGUCAUUGGGGGGUAAUACACACUUUAAAUACUCGAAGAUGAAACUUGCAUUUCUCAACUGCCUCAUGUUAUAUACAAGUUUUCAUUCUAUUUUUGAAUCGAAUAAACAUUUCAUUCUCCUCACAGGAAUAAUAAUAUUUUUGUGUAUUUUUAUGUUGAAUUUUAUUUUCUGUAGGAAAGUGGUUAAAUCAAUUAUUGGAAAGAACAAACUCGUGUAGGAAUUGAAUCAGAUGUAACUGGAGCAGCUUUCUUUAAUCAGACGCUUACCAAGGCUUUGUGUAACAUGUGUAUUUUACUGGUUUACAUAGGAAAUGGUAUCAAUUAAAAGAUUGUAUGCUUAAACCUCCUAUAUUGUACUUAAAGUAAUUAUUUAUGCAAAUACUCCGAACCAAAUAUAAUUUCUUAAAACGCUCUUUAUGAGGCUGUUUCAAGCAAACCUCUG
Pocillopora meandrina is the source of this 8081-nucleotide messenger RNA. The record is from the annotation of a GenBank genome assembly. NCBI's taxonomy places the organism in Eukaryota, Metazoa, Cnidaria, Anthozoa, Scleractinia, Pocilloporidae.